Messenger RNA from Ascoidea rubescens DSM 1968, 2121 nucleotides. It is a transcript of the gene NCP1, whose product is annotated as NADPH--hemoprotein reductase. Lineage: Eukaryota; Fungi; Ascomycota; Saccharomycetes; Ascoideales; Ascoideaceae. The coding region runs from base 1 to 2121 and encodes 706 amino acids. Gene Ontology annotation, molecular function: NADPH-hemoprotein reductase activity; FMN binding; flavin adenine dinucleotide binding. The transcript has a single exon. The record is from RefSeq and is a predicted model, not a curated record. Gene Ontology annotation, cellular component: cytosol.
AUGGCGUUAGACACAAUAGAUAUCGGAGUGCUUGUUGCUAUUGGAAUAAUCAGUUUGACAUACUUCACCAAGGGAAAGUUGUGGUCGAAGGGCACACUAGCUGAUCCGUUUUCAUCUGAGAAUACCAACUUGAUUAACUCAAAUGGUUCUGAUGGAUCAGAUUUAGUUGAAAAAUUAAAGUCAUCAAACCAUAAGGCUGUUGUGAUUUACGGUUCGCAAACUGGUACCGCCGAAGAUUACGCCUCGAAGUUCGCCAAAGAGUUUCAAUCCAAAUUCAAGAUUUCCACUUUGCUUGUGGACAUUGAAGAUUACGAAUUGAACAAUCUCAACGAGAUUCCCAGGGAUGUGUUGAUUUUCUUUUUCAUGGCCACUUAUGGUGAAGGUGAAUUUACAGAUUCGGCAGCUGAAUUCGGCGAGUAUUUGGAAUCAGAACUAUCCGAAACCUUCGAUGAUGAUGAUGGUGAUGAAAGUGAAAAAUUAUUGUCAAACUUGAAUUAUUCAGUUUUUGGAUUGGGUAACUCUACAUAUGAAUUCUAUAAUGAGGUUGGUAAUAAAGUCAACAAGAUAUUAUCAAAAAAUGGAGCAAAAUUAGUCGCACCAUAUGGACAAGGAGAUGAUGGACAAGGUUCAAUGGAUGAGGAUUAUUUAGCGUGGAAAGAAAAUUGUUUCGAAUCAUUGAAAAAUUCAUUAUCAUUAGUUGAACAUGACUCAACAUACCAACCUUCAGUUUCAAUAAUUCCAACUUCUGGUGAUUUUGAUAUUAGUAAAGUAUUUCUUGGUGAGCCCGAUAAAUUCUACUUGAAUGAAAAUGAGGAUUCUGACUCGCUUUCAUUAGGACCAUUUGACCACACUCAUCCUUAUUUGGCGCCAGUUUCAUUUUCGAAGCAGUUGUUUUCAAAGGAUUCCAACCGCCAUUGCGUUCAUGCUGAAUUUGAUUUAUCCAAGUCCAAUUUACGAUAUUCAACUGGAGACCAUUUAGCAUUAUGGCCAUCGAAUCCAGAUCAAGAAGUGCUAAACUUUUACAAGGCAUUUGAUUUAAGUAAAGAAAAAUUGGAGAAACCAUUUGAUAUAAAACCGUUAGAUUCAACUACAAUCAUCUCCUUUCCCACACCAACAACUAUGGAGGCACUUGUACGUUAUCAUUUGGAGAUUACUGGAUCAGUUUCAAGACAAUUUUUAAAGUCAAUUUCCAUUUUUGCACCAAAUGAGGAAUCAAGGAGUAAAGCCAACUUACUAUCGAGCAACAAAGAGGAAUUUUCCAAUGAAAUCACAUCAAAUAAAUUGAACAUAUCAGAUACUUUAUUAAAGAUUUCCAAUAAUGUUGCGUGGACGAAAGUUCCAUUUGAGUUUUUAAUUGAGUCAAUUCAACAUAUACAACCAAGAUACUAUUCUAUAUCAUCGUCUUCCUUAUCUGAAAAGAAAAUUGCACACAUUACAGCGGUAGUAGAAGAGGAAACUACAGCGGUUAAAAAUGUUGUUGGAGUUGCUACCAAUUUAUUAUUGAAUGUUGAGGUGAAUCAAAACAAGUUAAAAAAUGAAGAUAGUUUAGUGAAACCAUUAGUGACAUAUGAUUUGAAUGGACCCAGGAAUAAGUUUCAAGAUUUCAAAUUGCCUAUUCAUAUUCGUAGAUCAACAUUUAAAUUGCCAGUUAAACCAGGCACUCCAAUAAUUUUAGUUGGACCAGGAACAGGAGUUGCGCCAAUGAGAGGAUUUGUUCGUGAAAGGGUUCAGCAGUUUAAGAAUGGGGUCAAAGUUGGAAAAAUAUUGUUGUUUUAUGGAUGCAGAAAUUCAAAUGAAGAUUUCUUGUAUAAGGAAGAAUGGGCAGAGUAUAAGAAUGUUUUGGGAGACUUGUUCGAGAUGGUUACAGCCUUUUCAAGGGAAGAUGCUAAUAAGAAGGUGUAUGUUCAAAAUCGAAUGGAAGAGUACAGUUCAAAGAUCAAUGAGUAUAUAAGUGAAGCUGGAUAUAUUUAUGUUUGUGGGGAUGCAUCGAGAAUGGCAAGAGAUGUUCAAAAUACGUUCAUUAAGAUUAUUAUAAAAGAAAGAAAGUUCAAUGAAGUCAUUGCAACUGAGAUGAUUAGAAAUUUUAAGACCAAUAACAAAUAUCAAGAAGAUGUCUGGUGA